AUGAAAAUAUUUACUUAAGAAACUAAGUAUUAUUUUUUGGAAAAUACCCAUCAUAACAAUUUUACUAAUCAUCAGUCAACAUUUUUUAGAAGAUACUCAAACAACUCCAUUUCUUUGUAGUGUGGAAGAAAAUUUUAUAAUAAGCUUAUUACCUAGCCUAGUGGCUUUCCUUAAAAAAUUGUUACAACUUAUUAAGCAUUUUUUAGUUGGGGAUUACUAAAAGUGCAAUAAAUAACCUCUUUGUUAUUUAGAGAAGCAGAUAUCCAUUAUAUGGCUAACUUAAGCUGGACAUCACCCCUAUAUAUUCCGCAACCCCAAUUCCCUGUGAUUACUGGUAAAUUAAAUGUGUCCAUCUUAAGAAUUUUUAAGAAGAGAAGUAGUAAGAUUAUCUCCGAUGUGAUUAAAUGCUAAAUAGGCUUUCUUGAGAUCUCUUAAAAUGUAUUACCAUUAAUAUUGAUCACUUUCUCUGUUUCUAAAGUUAAUUGCAUCAUAAAUGGUUUAGUGAGCCAGUUUAAUCUACAGCUUUUAGUCAACUUAAACUUGGCUAAUGUAAUUAUCUUGGUAUUAGAAGCUUGCUCCAUAGCCUUUAUAUGA
Messenger RNA from Tetrahymena thermophila SB210, 594 nucleotides. RefSeq lists its product as hypothetical. The transcript is spliced from 2 exons. The record is from RefSeq and is a predicted model, not a curated record. Lineage: Eukaryota; Ciliophora; Oligohymenophorea; Hymenostomatida; Tetrahymenidae.